AUGAGAUCAUCUCCAUACAGUACAAAUGCAAACAAAGGAAAACAGAGAGCUCCUCCACGGAAAAAGGCAUGUCAGAAUUGCACCAAAUCCAAAGUACGAUGUGGACUGGAAAAGCCUAUCUGUUCGCGAUGCAGGUCGAAAGGCCACAGUUGCCAAUAUCCGCCGGGGCGCGUUGCUACACCUGAGAUUGAGGUCACUGCUGCGACUUUCCGGUCUCCUCGUCCUCGUGCUGUAACCAGCGGACAGGCCAGACGCCUCGAUCUCGAUUUUACGGAUAUCGACUUGACACCAAGUCUAAACGCAGUAGAUAUCCGAGACAGAUGGCUGAGACCGUAUCUCCUCCCACCUCUGGGACGAGAUGAGAUUCCCAAGGCCUACCAUCCAUUUACGUUGCAAUACAUCUCCAUUAUCCUCAGGACAUAUCCACGGUAUAUGCUGAAGGAUGGCGGUUUUCCACCAAUUAUACAUCAUACGCAAGUCAAUACGAAUCAGAUGCCACAAGCUCUGGCCAACUGCUACAGCCUUGUCCGAAUGUGGGAGCAAGCGGCUCCAGGAAGCGAGACGAUGGUGAUGAGCACUGUGGAGGCGGAAAUGGAAAGACUGGCAAGUGAGACAACGAGUCAACAUGACUACGACCUCCUAUGUUCCUUCCAAGCCUACCUUGUCUAUACCAUCUUGAUGUACUUCAGCCCUCUCGGCAACGUAUCCGUAGUAACCGAUAAAACCAUGAUGACCUUAAUGGAGCUUGCCUUCCGUACUGCUCAGAAUGGCCUAUUGUGUACGGAGGAGAUCACUCAUACGCGGCCAAAUUGGGAAUCCUGGAUCGUGGUCUCGGCCAAACGUCGCGCCAUUUACACCAUGUACCUGCUCAGCAGUGUUUACAAUUCAGAUCGGGGUCUACCAAACUUUGUGGCUGACGAAAUGAAGGGGGUCUAUGUCCCCGAAAGCAGGGUACUAUGGGAUGUCACAGACCGAGGAGUAUGGGAAAAGGAGUAUGACCGGCACCUCCUGGAAUGGGAAGACGGGAUGCUGGAAAUAUCGGAGUUAUGGCGAUCAACCGAGACUGGUUCGACUGGACGACGCGAAAGGAUUGGAAAAUGGGUUCGUGGGGUGGACGAGUUUGUCCUACGGAACUCCGAAAGGAACCAUCGGAGCGCCGGAAUCGGCAGGCGUCAACAUUGUACGGCUCGACAUAAAACACGCUCUCGCUCUCCCUUUCAUGCCAAAGUAGACUCCUUCUUACACAUCAAUUGA
Messenger RNA from Aspergillus fischeri NRRL 181, 1254 nucleotides. Its product is annotated as Zn(II)2Cys6 transcription factor domain-containing protein. The record is from RefSeq and is a predicted model, not a curated record. The transcript has 4 exons. Bases 1 to 1254 code for a protein of 417 amino acids. Gene Ontology annotation, molecular function: zinc ion binding; DNA-binding transcription factor activity, RNA polymerase II-specific. Gene Ontology annotation, biological process: regulation of DNA-templated transcription. NCBI's taxonomy places the organism in Eukaryota, Fungi, Ascomycota, Eurotiomycetes, Eurotiales, Aspergillaceae.